Mesocestoides corti is the source of this 2337-nucleotide messenger RNA. The record is from the annotation of a GenBank genome assembly. NCBI's taxonomy places the organism in Eukaryota, Metazoa, Platyhelminthes, Cestoda, Cyclophyllidea, Mesocestoididae.
AUGCUAGCGUUGGUUAUAGAGGUGUUUAUCAUCGGGGCGAUUCACCACAGCCACAUUGCACAGCAAGAAUUGGAUCUGAGCAGCAACAAGAUCAGCGCCCUGCCGGACAUCACCGGACACUCCGCUGAGGGCCUGCCGCCUGUUCUGCUGGAGGACCUCUGUGUGCUCGAUCUGUCGCGCAACGCCCUCACCUCGGUUCCCCCCUGGCUGUUCGGUCUGUCGUUGUCGGCGGUCACGUUCGCGCCGCGUCUGGGCACCCUUCGACUGUGUGGCAACCAACUGCGCAGCGUGCCCCGACACAUGUGGCUCGCGGCGUGUCUGUUUUGCCUCGACUUGAGCCAGAACCGACUGACUAAGCUGCCCAAGUUGUCCGUCGAGGAGGUCGCCUUCGCCGCGAAGACUCGAGCCCUCGGUCGACCGUCGGUUUUCCCGUCCUCCAGUAAGGUAGUUUCUGCCGCACGCGAAGUCUCCUGUCUGCCACAACUGCUGAAUGGCGUGAAACAGGUCUCAAUGCUGACGUCCGGCAAAGAUGAGAUCGUUCGCAACUCAGUCGGUGGUGCCAGUGCCCAGUCGCCAGCACCUCCACACCGAGACGGAGUGAGUCGCGACGGCCGCGUGUGGACGGGGGGUCUGGUGCAUUUGUGGGUUCAGCGCAAUCGACUCUGCGAACUUCCGCUUGAGACGCUUUGCGCAGACGUGGGUUUGAGCCAGCAGGCGCCGAAUCUGGCCAGUCUAGACGCCAGCGGCAACCAGCUGACGCAAUUCGGCUCGCCCUCGGACUACCCCCCUAGCCUCAUCUACCUCGAUUUGGCCAACAACAAGAUCUCCGCAGUCGGACCCAGUGACGUCGGUUCCGGUGAAGCGGAAAAUGAUGCGAGAGAACAAACUGCUGCAUCGGUGGUCACAGGCGGUCAAUUACCGAACCUGCUACACCUCUGCCUUCGCAACAACUGCCUCACCACGUUCAACCCAAUGACGCCACAAGCGGCCGGAGGUGGGGAUGCGCCGCAGCAUUGGUUCCCUGAGCUGACGAGUCUCGAUUUGUCAGGCAACGCAACGCUGAAGAGCCUAGGCUCGGUGAUUUGUUGCUGUGAAAAGCUGUCGUCGUUGGAGUUGGACGGCUGUGCAAGCCUCUCGGAGGUGGGUGCAGCCGUCAUUGUCGACGCGCUAGACGACAACGGCCUGUCAGCCUAUCUGGUCGCCGCGUUUUACGGCCACGUGGAUUGCGUUCGCCAGCUCCUCGAAUUUCCGGACAUCGCUGUGACUUCAUCGUCUUCGCCAGACGAAUCCGUGGUUGCUGACGACGUUGGUGACCCCUUCAGUGACGAUCCCAACGGAUUGGCCUGCUUUGUAGACGCCUUCCGAACGCUUAAUUUGCAGUGGUAUUUCACCAAGGACGGUGCUAAUUCGGUUGUACUUAAUCCCAAAAGCCAUCCGUCCGGAGACGGUCACUUCAUUUGUGGCAAAUUCAAUGCCUUCCACCUCGCUAUCAUGACAGGUAACUUAGACCUCGCCAAUUUCAUCUGCGGUUACAUGGAGGAAGAAGAAUACCGCGGACUGGGCUCAGAUGCUGGCGCCUGCGUCCAAUGUGCUACUCUACCAGUGACUGAGUCGGUCGACCUCAAAGAACCGCUUGCAAGGCAGUCUCGCAUGAAGCUCCUGGCUAACCCUGUCGGAUUGGCGUGCUGCUUAGACGACGUGGUCACCCCAACGCAGUGGUUGGCAACAGGGAUGUUGCGUGUGCUGGCAUUCCACGGCGCCAAGCCACCACCAAACCACGCACUCCUACACCUCCUCAUGGAUCGGCAGCGUUUCCUCCUGGUCGGUUGUGUGCUCUCCAUGUGCCCCAGAGGCACGCCGAACGUCGUUGACUGGUCGAACAGGGCCAUUUUUCGACACCUGCCCGAUGAGAUGCUGGCCAGCGAAAUCCUCGGAACCCUUAUCGCCGAUUGGUUAACGUGGCUCGUCGACGCGAGGUCGGCGCCCAGUCACCACCUCACUGUCUGUCGACCUCCUCCCGGAUCGGGGGUGUCGCUCGACUCCCUGACCAAAAUCAACUUGUCCAACAACGCCCUCAUGGUGGUACCGCUGUGUCUACUGACCCAAUUGCCGCGUCUACAGGUGAGCGAGUGUGGCUUGCUUUGGAACUGCCGUGUCAAAGAACCCCAGCACAUUCCUCGACGCUCAGGAGAUUGUUUGACACCCUAUCUAGGCGCACUGACAGUACCCUUCAAACCUAGUUACUUGGAUGCUGCAAAGGCUGCAUGUUCGAACCCCUUUCCCCCUGUUUUGGUCCAAAGUUUACUGGUGAGAUGCCGAACCCAGUUACGGAGUUGA